This is a messenger RNA of Culex pipiens pallens (northern house mosquito), 900 nucleotides long. RefSeq names its product inactive glutathione S-transferase D3-like. The record is from RefSeq and is a predicted model, not a curated record. The transcript is spliced from 2 exons. Bases 128 to 892 code for a protein of 254 amino acids. Gene Ontology annotation, molecular function: glutathione transferase activity. NCBI's taxonomy places the organism in Eukaryota, Metazoa, Arthropoda, Insecta, Diptera, Culicidae. Gene Ontology annotation, biological process: glutathione metabolic process.
AAUAUUUACUCUCUCGCGCGGGACGGGAUGGCCAGUCGUCAGUCAGCCGUUUGCAGGCACCUCAGUUGUACGCCAUUUUUGAAAACGAAAGUCGUCUCUCGCUCUUUUGAGCACACGCGCGCGCGAAAUGCCCGUCGACUUGUACUGCAAUGUAAUUGCGCCGUUUUGCCGGUCCGUUAUGCUGCUGGCCAAAGCCCUAGACGUCGAGAUGAAUUUGAUCGACGUGAACGUUCUGAAGAGGGAGCAGUACAAACCGGAAUUUCUAGCGCUCAACCCGCAACACUGCAUCCCGACCGUGGUGGACGGUGACGUCGUCGUUUGGGAAUCAAACGCGAUCCUGAUCUACCUGGCGGAAAAGUACGGAACCGAAGAGAAGCAGUACUACCCCAAGGACAUUGGCGAGCGGGCCAAAGUCAACCGGCUGCUGUUCUUCCAGCUGGGAGCACUGCACCGAAACGUGUCCGCCUACUACUUCCCGAUUCUGAUGGGCGGCGAGGGCAAACCGGAAGACUUUCGUAAGGUCCAGGACACGGUCUGCAUCCUGGACAAGUUCCUCGAAGGUAACCGUUGGCUUGCCGGUGACCAACUAACGGUCGCCGACUUUAGCGUAGUUAUUAGCGUCGCGGCGCUCGAAGGCGUCGUCAAGUUUGACCUGUCCCGCUACCGCAACGUCUGCCGGUGGUACCAGCUGUGCAAACAGGAAUUCCAAGGUUUCGAAGAGAUGACCAUGGAAGCGACCAACAAGUCGAAAGAGUGCUUCGAAGCUCUUAGAAAGUACAAAAAGGACGAAAUUCUGAUGGCACAGGAGUCGCCAUGUUGUAGUGGAGACAGUGCUGCCAGCAACGACGAACCCAGCAGUAAAAGUGACAAACAAGACGACCCGGACACGUGAUAAAAACA